This is a messenger RNA of Belonocnema kinseyi, 3796 nucleotides long. RefSeq lists its product as uncharacterized. The record is from RefSeq and is a predicted model, not a curated record. Bases 391 to 3462 code for a protein of 1023 amino acids. Gene Ontology annotation, cellular component: membrane. Gene Ontology annotation, biological process: transmembrane transport; G protein-coupled receptor signaling pathway. Gene Ontology annotation, molecular function: G protein-coupled peptide receptor activity; transmembrane transporter activity. NCBI's taxonomy places the organism in Eukaryota, Metazoa, Arthropoda, Insecta, Hymenoptera, Cynipidae. The transcript is spliced from 12 exons.
AAUUUGCGACCUUCGAUUGUUUCCCAAGAAAAUGGAAUUAUUGAACCUUACCUCUGUAUAUAAUUUAGAAAAAUGAAUUUCACUGCUUUUACUUCAUAAAUAAAUAAACUGAUAAAAAUGUUCGCCUUUUCUAGGAAAUCCUCAUUAAUACGAGAUCUAGUAUAAAAUUUGUGAACUUUAAAGUCAAAGAAGCAACUUUUAAUUAAAUGUAAAUUGGAAAAAAUGUGAGAUAUAUAUUUUUUCUAGAGAAAAUUCCAUAAGAUUGAGGAUUUCCCAUGAAAUGGUCAAAGGAGAAACUUUGAUAUUUCAUGACCUGUGAGUUAGUUAAUGUGGAGGUUGAUGCUAUCCGGAGGCUGAGGAGGCCGGAAAUUUGGAAAUUGUCAGCGAAAAAUGAACGAGAUACUGAAUCAGAACUUCAGUCAAGCCGAAGAUGACGAUCAAUACAUUCCUUAUGAAAACCGACCAGAAACAUACAUUGUGCCAGCUGUAUUUCUUAUUAUACUGGUCGUUGGAGUAGUCGGAAAUGGAAUUCUAGUGCUUACCUUGCUGCGGUACCCAAGCUUAAGAAACAUUCCAAACACUUAUGUGCUUUCCCUGGCUUUUGGAGAUCUUCUGGUGAUAAUAACAUGUGUACCGUUCACGUCCAUUCUCUACACAAUCGAAUCUUGGCCUUGGGGUUUGGCAGUCUGCAAGAUUUCAGAAUUUGCUAAAGAUAUAUCGAUAGGAGUUUCUGUCUUUACCCUCACAGCACUGUCAGCUGAAAGGUACUGCGCCAUUGCUGACCCUCUACGAAGUCACGUAACAGGAUUAAAUGCCAAGCCGUUGACCGUCUUGAUAGCCGUCCUGAUUUGGGUUCUGGCUACAAUUCUCGCUAUGCCAGCAGUUUUUUUCUCUUACGUUACGUCGGUUCCUCUAAAUGGAAACCACAGUAUCAUGAUUUGUUACCCGUUUCCCAAAGAAUUUGGUGAUAGUUACGAGAAAGGGAUGGUGCUUUUCAAGUUUCUGGCAUAUUAUGCGAUACCUCUAUGUAUUAUAUCGGGAUUUUAUUUAGGGAUGGCACGACAUUUGGAGCUGUCUACUAGAAAUAUGCCAGGAGAGAUUCCUGGUGCCCUCCAACAUUGUGAACAAAUACGCACUCGAAGAAAGGCAGGAAAAAUGGUGAUUUCCUUUGUGAUCAUUUUUUUCAUCUGUUUUUUACCUUAUCACAUAUUUAUGCUAUGGUUUCACUUCUACCCAUCAUCACGUGAAACAUACGAUGAUUACUGGCAUGCCUUUCGAAUAAUUGGCUUUUGCCUGAGUUUCAUCAAUAGUUGUGUCAACCCUAUCGCUUUAUAUUUCAUCAGUGGUACUUUCCGAAAAAAGUACAACGACUACCUUUGUUGCUGUCUAACGAAACGAAGAAGAAGAAGAAGUGCCAAUAGAGAAUUGUCACGUUCCAGAGGAAAUAAUGCGAGUAGAAAUUACGAAACAAGUUUUAAUUCUAUUCAUCGAAGACAUACACAGGAAUUGAAUACUACGGUAUUUUUAAGCAUAGACGGAGAUACUAAUGACAACGAACAUAACCUCUCUAACACUUCAAGUAUCUACCAAGAAGUUCCUGCCAAAGAUGAGGCGGAAAUAGAAACUUCGAAAUUAGGAAAUUCCUUACUACAAUUUGCAGCUACUAUUAGUGUUUGUAUUUUGACAAUUGGAAAUGGAACAGUCGACUCAUGGACAUCACCAGCCCUGCCUUUUUUGACGAGUAACAAUUCGGCAUUUCCUGUAAGCGAAUUUCAAGGAUCAUGGAUAGCUUCCACAUCAGAUCUUGGAUCAGCCACAGGAAAUUUAUUAACUCCAAUUUUCUCCUCUUUCAUUGGUCGAAAAUACUCUCUACUCAUUUUCGCCAUCGUGGAAGUCAUUUCCUGGGCUAUGAUAAUGUCAGCAAACAACGUAAUUACAUUGUACACAGCACGAUUUAUUAGUGGUGUCUCUUGUACACUUGCCAUUAGUUUUACCAUAAUGUAUGUAGGAGAAAUUGCCGGAAAAGAGAUUAGAGGAAUAUUACUCCUAAUAGUGAGAAUAUCAACCCAAUUGGGUGGCUUAUUCGUCAAAACUGUUGGAGCUUACCUCCCUUAUCAGAUGAUGAAUGUGGCAGUAAUUUCAAUAUUAAUUCCUUUUUUUCUCACAUUUGCAUUCGUACCAGAGAGUCCGUACUACCUCUCAAUAAAAAAUCGAAAGGAAGAAGCUAAACGAACAAUAAUAAAGUUAAAAGGAACGAAUGAUCCUGAGAUUGUUAAUUCUGAACUUAUGAGGAUAAAUCAGACAGUGAAGGAGACUAAGGAAAAUGAAAAAUGGGCCUUGUGGGAUUUAUUUUCUCGCGAAGGAAACAGAAAGAGUUUAUUGAUUGUGUUAAUUGUAUGCUGGACGAAAUUUUUAUCGGGUGAUACUUCAAUUGAGGCUUACACACAAGAAAUUUUCAAUUACAGUGAUUUUUCCAUAGAACCUGAAAAUGCUGCUAUACUAUAUGCAGGAGUUACAGUGAUAAUGCCUUUAUUAGUCACUAAAUUUGUUGAACGAGCUGGUAGAAGAAAAACAUUUCUUUUCUCAGGAAUUUUUUCUACCGUCGGAUUGGGGAUUGUGGGACUAUUUUUCUUCGUCAAGUUUUAUAUAAAAGCUGAUACGGCAUCGAUGAGUUGGAUUCCUUUCGCUAGUUUAAUUUUUUAUAAUAUUGCUUCCAAUUUGGGAAUUAGCAGUUUGACCUACGUUAUCACGGGUGAAAUGUUUGCUCUUAAUGUGAAGGAAACUGCUAUAACUUGUGUGACAAUUACGAACGAUAUGUUAGCGUUUUUGGUCAAAGCACCCUGUUUGGCAGAAGAAAACGAUUUGAAAAGGGUGAAAGCAGAUGAGAAUCAAAAUGGCCCAAAUACCCGAGAAUAUCUGCAGCUGGCACUCGCUAAGGUUCUAGAAUUACAAAGGCAAAUUAAGGAGGAUACUUAUAUUUCCGACAGCACCAGCGACUUGGGUGAUUCUGAAACUGAAGAAGACCUAAUGAAGGAAGUCAUAAAAAAAGUCUUCAAGGACCUGCCAGGAUCAUCAAAAAGUAUACAUUCAAUGAUAGACAAUGCAAUAAAACCAAGACAUCCAGAAUUAGAUGUGGUUCGUAGCAAAAGUAUCCAGUUGUCUGGAUAUGACACGUGUCGAAGAGUGGCCGUCAGUUUUAUGAAAAACGUCGUAAAAUUUACACCGAAAACUAUAAACGAUUCAAGUCCAUUUCGACAUGGUAUGUAUUCUAAAGCUGAUGUAAGAACAGCCGGUUACAGAACAGGACUGAAAGAAAGUGAAAUUACUAGUCAUUUUGCAAUCAAUCGAAGACGAGAAACUCUAUCAUCUGAUUACGAAAUCAGAAACAGAAUGUUGAAAAGCCUAGAUCUUCACCUUGCCGUGAAACAAAAAGACUAUACGCUAAGAAUGAUGAGACAGUAAAAUCAUAGUUUAUGGGUUUAUUGGCUUUAGUGGUUUAGAGUUAUAACCACUAUGAAAAGCAGGAAUAAUAUUAGAUAUACAAUUAUGAAUCAAGAAAGAAAAUGUAAAGUAGGCGAGGGGCUUAUGAUUUUUAAAAACGCAUGUUUCCAUAUGAAACCUUUUCAAUUUGUUUAAUAACCGCAAAGGUAAUUUUUGAAAUUCAAGGAAAUUUUCUUAAUGUCGAUUGAAAUCCCUAUCAUCUAUGGAAAUCCAUUUAAAUCUGUUAUAAAAUUGGAACUCUUUGAAUAAUAAGAAAAAUUUGGAAUUUCAUACAUUUUGUAACCCUUUAAUUAUA